AUGACUUGUUUGGGAUGCCUAGCAAACAUUGUUUCAAGCUUUCUGCCUCUGUUCCUUGUCUUAGUUGUCACCAAGAUCCUUCACAAACUAUGGUGGGCUCCGGCUCGCUUGCAGAAUCUGAUGGCCUUGCAGGGCAUCAAAGGCCCUCCUUACAGACUUGUCCAUGGCAACACCGAGGACAUCUCCAACAUAAUCAAGGAAGCCAUGAGCAAGCCUAAGAGUUUUAGUCCGUCCCACGACGUACUUUAUGUAGUUCAACCUCACGUUCACUCAUGGACCAAGAUAUAUGGGAAGAACUAUCUUCAGUGGCAUGGUUCUAAGGCUCAAUUGGUCAUCACGGAGCCUGAGUUAUGCAAAGAGAUACUGAAUAACAAAGACAAAGCUUAUUGCAAAAGAGAGCCCGAAAGCUUUUUGAAGAAGCUCUUAGGAGAUGGACUUGUGACAACAGCAGAAGGUGAAAAAUGGGCAAAAAUGCGAAAGCUCACCACCCACGCUUUCCAUGGAGAGCUUAAAAGUUUUCAACUUUUUAAUUUGUAUUUGAAUCAUUAAUUUGGAGACAAGGUGAGG
Molecule: messenger RNA, 567 nt
Organism: Prunus mume (Japanese apricot)
Lineage: Eukaryota; Viridiplantae; Streptophyta; Magnoliopsida; Rosales; Rosaceae
Source: RefSeq, a predicted model, not a curated record